AUGGUUCCAUUAGCAAGAGUCCCAAUUUUGGGUAAAGAGACAAUUCAUGUUGGUUACGAUAUACAUGAGCAUAUUAUUGACACAAUUAUCACUGGUUGCAAAUCGUCUACCUACGUUAUCGUCAAUGACACCAAUUUAAGCAAGGUUCCAUACUUCCAACAAUUUAUCAAAGAGUUUGAAUCCAAGUUACCUGCCGACACACGUGUAUUAAAUUAUGUUAUCAAGCCAGGUGAAGCUAGUAAGACAAGGGAAACGAAGGCAGAGAUCGAAGAUUAUUUGUUAUUGAAAGGUUGCACCCGUGACACCGUUAUGAUUGCCUUAGGUGGUGGUGUUAUUGGGGAUAUGAUUGGGUUUGUGGCUGCCACUUUUAUGAGAGGUGUUCGUGUUGUUCAAAUCCCAACUUCCUUAUUGUCAAUGGUUGACUCUUCCAUUGGGGGUAAAACUGCUGUUGAUACACCAUUGGGUAAGAACUUCAUCGGUGCUUUCUGGCAACCACAAUACGUUCUAGUCGAUAUCAAAUGGCUACAAACUCUAGCUAGAAGAGAAUUCAUCAACGGUAUGGCCGAAGUCAUUAAGACAGCCUGUAUUUGGAAUGCCGAUGAAUUUACAAGAUUGGAAUCCAAUGCCUCCAUGUUUUUGGAGGUUGUUAACAGCUCUAAGCAAAUUAAAGUGGCUAAUUCCAUCACAGGUGAGAUUGAUGAAAUUUCUCAUUCUGAAAUUGAAAAGAUUUUGGAACAUACAUACAAAUUAGUCCUAGAAAGUAUUAAAGUUAAGGCUGAUGUAGUUUCCUCUGAUGAAAGAGAAUCCAGUUUGAGAAACUUGUUGAAUUUUGGCCACACCAUUGGUCAUGCAUAUGAGGCAAUUCUAACUCCUCAGGCUUUGCACGGUGAAUGUGUCUCUUUUGGUAUGAUCAAAGAAGCUGAGCUUUCUCGUUAUUGGGGGAUAUUAUCACCAACUCAAGUUGCACGUCUUUCUAAGAUUUUGGCAGCAUAUGGUCUUCCUAUUUCUCCAGAUGAAAAAUGGUUCAAAGACUUAACUUUGAAUAAAGAAACUCCAAUAAAUACAUUAUUAGAUAAAAUGAGUGUGGAUAAGAAAAAUGAUGGUUCUAAGAAAAAGGUGGUAAUUCUAGAAAGCAUUGGUAAAUGUUACGGUACCUCCGCCCACUUUGUUUCUGAUGAUGAUCUGAGAUUCAUUUUAACAGAUGAAACUUUAGUCUACCCAUUCAAGAACAUCCCACAAAAUCAAACCAAAAUUAUCACACCUCCUGGGUCAAAAUCUAUUUCUAAUCGUGCGCUAAUCUUGGCUGCAUUGGGUGAAGGUCAAUGUAAGAUUAAAAAUCUGCUACAUUCAGAUGAUACAAAGCAUAUGUUAACUGCUGUAAAUGAAUUGAAGGGGGCUACUAUCUCCUGGGAAGAUAAUGGAGAAACUGUAGUGGUACAAGGACAUGGUGGGAAAACUUUAACUGCAUGUCCUGAUCCCUUGUACUUGGGUAAUGCUGGUACUGCAUCAAGAUUCCUUACAACUGUUGCUGCGUUGGUAAAUUCCUCACAGGAUCAAGAUUAUGUUGUAUUGACUGGUAAUGCUAGAAUGCAACAAAGGCCCAUUGGUCCAUUGGUAGACUCUUUGCGUGCUAAUGGUACUAAAAUUGAAUACUUGAAAUCUGAGGGAUGUUUACCAUUAAAAGUGUUUACUAAUUCCACAUUUAAGGGGGGUAGAAUUGAAUUAGCUGCUACCGUCUCCUCUCAAUACGUUUCCUCCAUUUUAAUGUGUGCGCCAUACGCUCAAGAGCCAGUUACUUUGGCCCUUGUAGGUGGUAAACCAAUUUCAAUCUUAUAUGUGGACAUGACCAUUAAGAUGAUGGAAAAAUUUGGUAUCAAAGUGGAAGCUUCAACUACUGAACCGUACACUUAUCAUAUUCCAAAGGGUACCUAUGUUAACCCAUCUGAAUAUGUGAUUGAAAGUGAUGCUUCUAGUGCAACCUAUCCAUUGGCCUUCGCUGCUUUAACUGGAACCACCGUCACUGUUCCAAAUAUUGGUUAUGAUUCUUUACAAGGUGAUGCAAGGUUUGCUCGUGAUGUACUAAAACCAAUGGGCUGUACUGUUGAACAAACUGCUUCAUCGACCACUGUCACUGGACCUAAAGUUGGUACCUUGACUCCUUUGAAGCACGUGAAUAUGGAACCAAUGACCGAUGCAUUUUUGACCGCUUGUGUCGUCGCCGCUGUGGCUCAUGAUUCAGAUGAGAAGUCACAAAAUACAACUACAAUCGAAGGUAUUGCCAACCAACGUGUCAAGGAAUGUAAUAGAAUUGAAGCUAUGGCUACACAAUUGGCCAAAUUUGGUGUCAGCACUACAGAAUUACCAGAUGGUAUUCAAGUUCAUGGUUUGAAUUCAAUUAAAGAUUUAAAUCUCCCAACCGAGGCCAUCGAGACAUACGAUGAUCACAGAGUUGCCAUGAGUUUAUCAUUACUAGCAGGUGUCGUAAAUAUGCUUGCAGAUGGAGCUGAAUCACCUGUCAGGGUGUUAGAAAGACAUUGUACUGGGAAAACCUGGCCUGGGUGGUGGGAUGUCUUGCAUACUGAACUUGGUGCAAGAUUGGAUGGUGCUGAAUAA
Naumovozyma castellii is the source of this 2613-nucleotide messenger RNA. It is a transcript of the gene ARO1, whose product is annotated as pentafunctional protein ARO1p. Bases 1 to 2613 code for a protein of 870 amino acids. Lineage: Eukaryota; Fungi; Ascomycota; Saccharomycetes; Saccharomycetales; Saccharomycetaceae. The transcript has a single exon. The record is from RefSeq and is a predicted model, not a curated record.